Messenger RNA from Xenopus tropicalis (tropical clawed frog), 1567 nucleotides. RefSeq names its product neuropeptide W (gene npw). Gene Ontology annotation, cellular component: extracellular region. The transcript is spliced from 2 exons. The record is from RefSeq and is a predicted model, not a curated record. Lineage: Eukaryota; Metazoa; Chordata; Amphibia; Anura; Pipidae. Gene Ontology annotation, molecular function: G protein-coupled receptor binding. The coding region runs from base 263 to 1051 and encodes 262 amino acids.
ACACACAAGCUAUUGCUGCGCAGCAGUGGGAGACCCCAAGCGCCACUCCCAGAGGGGGAAUCACAUCGCUAAAUUCCAGAUCUCUGCAGGUUGGAGGAACAUUUCCAGUAGCGCCCACUUGCCUUGUGCCCUGCAUAUAGCGCAGCUCCCUGCCCGUAUAUACAUACAGCUGUCACAGCAUUGGAACAUUCCUGCGCACUGAGCGCUCCUCACAGGGAAAUAGCGCUCCGCACUAGUACCGCUCCUUCACUUGUGGAAGACGAUGGUGCGACCUGCUGCUACGGUCGGUUGGUGGUUUCUUGGCUUUUUGCUGCUUCUUCUCCCCCAUCCAGGGACCCCCUGGUACAAGCAUUCGGCCAGCCCCCGAUAUCACACAGUGGGCAGAGCUUCUGGACUUCUGAUUGGGGUCCGCAGGUCGCCUUAUUUAUGGAGAAGACAAAUGACAGAGGACAAAGUUGAAGAGAACCAGCAGAGAGAAGUUGAGGGCAUGAAGGUGACACAGGGUGCAGAGAGAAGCAACUUCCUUUCAGAUCCCAGGGAGACCCCUGAGAGGUGGGAGAAGCAGCUGGAGCAAGAGAGGAGCCUGGAGGAGGUGAGAAGGGACCUGCAGGAGAAAGAAGAAGAGCUCCAGUGGAGCAGGAGAAGCCUUCAGGGCUCAGGGGAGCAGAAGAGGAGACUUCCCUCACCAGCAGAAGAUCUGGGUCUAUACAAAGAGGAAAGAAGCACCUUCCCAGGAGGAGAGGACCGACCUCCAGCCUUGGACAACUUCUCUGUACCAGAGGAACAGGGGACAGGGGACCAAGAGAGGGAGCUGCAAAUGCAGGGGGAGUCCAACCAGCCAUGGACUAGGCAAAGUAGGGCAGAUCUUCACACUUUGGACACUGAGAGCGUUCCCUCUGGAUCCUGGAAUGAGGACCAUAUCUCCUGUGAUGACUUCAAACUGAUUUUUUACAAGUUCCUCUGUCAAUCCAGCCUCCGCUUUUUGUCUCAGACCCCACUGAGAGCCAGAAGACAGAGAAGUACAACAGAUGAACUUGAAGGGCUCCAUUAAAAACACAUAGGCCGUUGGACUCAAGGUUGAACUCAAUGUGGUUCUUGUCAUUGACCAAACUUAUCUGUAUCCAUUGGUGCAACCAUUAAGGUUAAUGCAUGUGGUAUGGUGUCUAUUAGCCAAAUAAUAUGUUAGGAUGUUUGCAUUUUUGUCCCUAUAAACUUUCUCCACUCCUGGUCGGCCCUUGGACUCAAUUCCCCAACAGGACAAGUUGUAAUUGCUCCAGUUGAGUAGAGGGAAACUUGCUAAGUUUUUCUCUGUCAACUGAUUAUUCAUUCCUAUGUGAACAGGUGAUUUUGUAAAAAUGGCUGACAAUAUAUUUCAAAGACUGGCCUGUAUACAGUGUCAGACUUGGAUGCCAGGGGCCCACCAGAAAACCUUAGACCACAGUCCUAUUUUCAGUACUAUUUUAUCUCCUUUCCUUUAUUCUCUUUGUCUAUUCUACAUCAGGACCGCAACUAGGGGUAGGCAGAAGAGGCAGCUGCCUAGAGUGCGACGAUUAGGGGGCACCAGACA